ACAACAGUCAGAAAAAACAACACAAGGUUCACAAAAAGGAACACAGAGACAAAAAUAACGAAUCGAUAGAACAAAUCAAACGACAAAAAGGAAUAAAAGAAAAGAAGGACAUAUAGCCUCAGUAGCUGGUCCUAAACUAAAGAGGUUCGCAGUAAAACGCAACCACGGACUAGUAGCGGAGGGCCCAGGAAGCUGGACUCCGUAUACCGAACCGGGGUAUAACCUCAAAAAGAGAAGAAGAAGAAGAAGAACACCGGCAAAAAGCGGCAAACUACAACAAACCGCAUCAAAUAUCACCAUUAGCAAUGGCCAAACAUCAUCCGGAUCUCAUUUUCUGCCGCAAGCAACCGGGCGUGGCCAUUGGACGCCUGUGCGAAAAGUGCGAUGGAAAGUGCGUGAUUUGCGACUCGUACGUGCGACCGUGCACGUUGGUUCGUAUUUGUGACGAAUGUAACUACGGUUCGUACCAGGGCCGUUGCGUUAUUUGCGGUGGCCCUGGGGUGUCGGAUGCUUACUACUGCAAAGAGUGUACAAUCCAGGAAAAGGAUCGUGACGGAUGUCCCAAGAUCGUGAACCUUGGCAGCUCAAAGACGGAUCUUUUCUACGAGCGGAAAAAGUACGGCUUCAAGAGAUAAGCGUAAUUGUAACCUUGCUUCAAUUCUAACUGCGUAAACCCCUCGGGUAUCCUAGUUAAGAUAUAAAUAAACAAUUCGUACAACAGCUACUAUUGUGCUGUACAUUA
Anopheles coluzzii is the source of this 742-nucleotide messenger RNA. RefSeq names its product PHD finger-like domain-containing protein 5A (gene Phf5a). The record is from RefSeq and is a predicted model, not a curated record. Lineage: Eukaryota; Metazoa; Arthropoda; Insecta; Diptera; Culicidae. Gene Ontology annotation, biological process: mRNA splicing, via spliceosome. The transcript is spliced from 3 exons. Gene Ontology annotation, cellular component: catalytic step 2 spliceosome; U12-type spliceosomal complex; U2 snRNP. Bases 306 to 635 code for a protein of 109 amino acids.